Molecule: messenger RNA, 522 nt
Organism: Prorocentrum cordatum
Lineage: Eukaryota; Dinophyceae; Prorocentrales; Prorocentraceae
Source: the annotation of a GenBank genome assembly
AUGAAGCCCGAUUGGGACAAGCUGAUGAAGAACUGGAACAAGGGCGAGAGGGCCAAGACCAGCCUCAUCGCGGACGUCGACUGCACCGACGAGAAGGCUAAACCCCUCUGCGAGACCCACGGGGUGGAGGGCUUCCCCACCAUCAAGUGGGGCGACCCGAGUUCGCUGGAGACUUACGAGGGAGGACGGGAGUACAAAGACCUGAAGAAGUUCGCGAAGGAGAAUUUGAAGCCGAUGUGCAGCCCCGUCAACAUUGACCUGUGCGACGACGCGAAGAAGGCCGAGAUCGCGAAGUUCCAGGCCAUGACCCCCGAGGAGCUCACGGCGGCGAUCGACGAGAAGAAGGCCGCGAUGAAGGCCGCGGGGGAGACGUUCGACGCGGAGGUGAAGAAGCUGCAGGAGACCUACGAGAAGCUGCAGAAGGACAAGGAAGAGAGCAUCAAGGCCGUGAAAGAGUCAGGCCUUGGACUCAUGCAGGCGGUCGCGAACUCCCUCAAGGCAGCGAAAAAGGAGGAGCUCUAA